ACUCAUAAUCUACCUUUAAUUGUUAGCAGAUAAUCAAAUUCAAAGGCAUUGAACAUAUUCUUAUGUUAACCAUGUGCUUAUGUUUUCAAUUUACUUUAGUCACAACAUGUUAUGAAAACAUUUAGGCUUUUUAUUGAUUUAUUUUGGUGUAAUGUAACAAAAAGCAAUGACUUGAGUUUUGAUCCUUUUGCUAUUAUGAUGUCUCGUACUGGUGAUAUAUUAAUUGUAUGCUUUGAUUCUCAGCCUCACCUGAAACCACGCACGCACACACACACACACACGGACGGACGGACGGACGGACAGACUGAGUGUUUUUGGAUUGGCUGUUUACACGUGAACGUUCUGUGGCACAAAAUUAACCCAACCAAAGGCGGAAAAAUGGAAAUGUGCUUCUGUUCAUUGGGAAUCUUCACAUAUUUUUUUACUCUGAACGGUUUAUUUUUUCCAACUGCUGGUUAUGUGCUGAAGGACUGCUGGAUCACACGGCACACACAGGCCAUCUGUAAGCCCAUUGGUAGAACUUUAAAUGUGUUUCCAAAGGACAUUCCAGCAAGGGUGACGACUAUGGACUUGUCCGUAAAUAAAAUUUCAAAACUAAAUAAUACAGAUUUGGAGGAUUUACCAAAUCUGGUGCACAUAGACCUGACAGAAAAUCGGAUCUCCGAGAUAGAAUCUGGCACUUUUGCGGGCCAAAUUUCUCUAGAGGUUUUGAUUUUAAACAAAAAUAAGCUUAGAAAACUGCAGAAGGGUAUAUUUGAUGGCUUAGUUAAACUAACAAUGCUUGGACUUACUCACAAUGAGAUUGAAACAGUAGCACCCACCUCUUGUAAGUCUCUGAUCAAUCUAAAGUUUUUGGAUCUAGGCCAUAACAAACUGCACCACUUAACAAAUUAUCAGCAAAUCUUACAGCAAAUGCCACAUUUACAGACCCUUCACGUUGGAGCAAACAAUAUAUCCACUUUUAAUUCGUGGGAGCUGUCAAAUAAGCCUACAGAACUUGUUACACUUGAUUUGUCUCAAAAUGAGCUUUUGGUCUUUGUGCUCACUGCCGAUAUCUUUCCCAAACUCACAAAGUUGGGCCUUAAUGAUGGUAUAAAGAAUGGUAUCGUCUGGGAGAUGAAUGACACAUCACACCUUAUUGGCAUUUCUGAACUAGAUAUCAGUAGGGUUCACUCCUCAUUACACGGACUGCAGGAAGUUCUGGAGACAUUUAACUCCUCACUGAUGAAUCUGAGGUUAAACCAUAUGAAAAAAAACCUGGAAAUUCUCAUAAGUAUUUCCUGCAAAAUCCCAUCGCUGACCUCUCUUACAGUCCAACAUAAUAGCAUCAGGGUUAUUAGUUCAGACAUGCUGCACUUGUGCUCCAAUGUGAAUGAGUUGGACUUGGGGCACAACAAGAUAACUAACAUAUCUGACAAAUCAUUUCAAUCUCUUAGGCAGCUUCAAAUUUUAGUCCUUAUGUUCAACAGCCUCUCAUCUGUCCCAUAUGCCAUCAGGAAUGUAUCAACACUCUUUAAACUGGAUCUCAGCUUCAAUCGCAUGCGUGUGCAUGACUGUGAGGAUUUUGCCAACAUGAAAAGUCUCAGAAUUCUCUUUCUAAACAAUAAUCCUUUAGGUGCUCUAAAGGACUGUCUUUUCAGAGAUUUAGUCAAUUUAAAAAACUUGCAGUUGCCAAACUGCAGUAUUCGUAAAUUAAACGGUGCGUUCAUCAACACCAUGCCAAAUCUCCAAGUGCUUAAUUUGUCAAAUAAUCAACUCACUGUUCUAGAUCAGGGAGAAUUUAAAGCUUUGAAAUCCCUUCAAAAUCUGACAUUAGAUGGGAAUAAAUUAAGCAAGUUAAAAAGUGGUGCAUUUCAUGGACUGUCCAAUCUUAGAUACCUUACACUUCAGUCAAAUAAACUAAAAGAAACUCAAAUCAAAAACAAAGUUUUUCGUGACUUGAAGGGAUUAAAGUCAUUGAAUUUGAUGAGCAAUCACAUUAAAUAUAAAUCAGCUGAGUUGAUUCCCAAGGCACCAUUUGCUGAGCUUUCAAAACUAGAUACAUUGAGUCUUUCAGGGCAACACGGUCGAUUUGGAGCAUACCUCCCUCAAAAUCUUCUAAAAGGCCUGACAAAUUUGUCAACACUCAAUAUCAGAAGUUCCCAUCUUAUGUAUAUGCACCCACAUACCUUCAACUAUACACCCAAUCUGAAAGUGCUUUCCUUGAGUUCAAAUGAUAUUGCUGACUUUGUUCAUGGUUUGUUUUCUCCGAUUCAAAAACUAAAAAGUCUCAAAAUCUCACACGCAAGUCUGCAGUCUCUAGAUUUUCUGCUGCUUGCUAACCUUACAGAGCUGAAGUUCUUGGAGGUGAGACAUAAUGCCUUUUCGGAGAUUAGAGAAACUGUGUUGCAGUCUCUGCCAGCACUUGAAUACCUAGAUAUAAAGGGUAAUAGCUUCAGCUGUGACUGUGACAAGGCGUGGUUCCUCCAAUGGGUAAUCACCAAGAAGCAAACACAAGUGUUUGAUGCGUACAACUUUGAAUGCAACUCCCCUCCAAACCUUAAAGGGAAAAAACUGUUGGAUAUUGACAUUCGAUCUUGUGCAGUAGACAUGGGCUUCAUCUGUUAUAUUUCCACGGCAUGUGCGGUCAUCAUGACCAUAGCAGUCUCCUUCACCCACCAUUUCCUGCAAUGGCAUCUGGUCUACACGUACUACCUCAUGCUGGCGUUCCUCUACAACUCAAAGCACAAGAACAAGCGUGCUCAUCAAUAUGACGCCUUCGUCUCCUACAACGCAAACGACGAGGGCUGGGUGCUGGGGGAGCUGCUGCCCAAGCUGGAGGACGAGCAGGGCUGGAGACUGUGUCUGCACCACCGAGACUUCCAGCCAGGAAAGUCCAUCAUGGACAACAUUACAGACGCCAUCUAUGGCAGCCGGAAGACCAUCUGCGUAGUCAGUCGGGAUUACCUGAAGAGUGAAUGGUGCUCCAGAGAGAUCCAGGUAGCCAGCUUCCGUCUGUUUGACGAGCAGAAGGACGUGCUGAUCCUGGUGUUCCUGGAGGACAUUCCCAUGCAGCAGCUGUCUCCGUACUACCGCAUGAGGAGGCUCCUGAAGAGACAAACCUACCUGAGCUGGUCCCGUGCAGACGCACACCCAGACCUGUUCUGGGAGAAGCUCCGGCAGGCCCUGAACACCCAGGAGCACCCAAUAGGUGAGCAUCUACGGCUCACCGUGGAGGACGGACCCCCAGGAGAGAGACCAGACCAGUAAAAGAAAGGCUGGAGGGGGGGUGAGACCUUGGACUCAUUGGCAAAUUCUUAAUAUGGGAAUGCAACAAAUAUCAAGUUAUAUUCUCAUCGAGGGCCUCCGUCCCCGUUUCAAUAUGAUGAAUUGACAGGGCAGACUAGGGCCAAAGGUGUGUGACAACCCGAGGAAACUAGUGCAACAGACGUUCACCGACGGCCCGACAAGGUUCACGGUUUGUUCAUAUCACAGUUUUGGGGUCACUGUUUUUGUUUCAGUAUUGUACGUUUUUGGUAAAGCAAGAAAUGAAAGUGCUCAUAAAAAAUGUCAUUAUAUUAAUACAUAUAUACAGUGUAUACAUACAUAUAUAUGUUAUCCCCUAUAAUAUAUUUAUUAGGUAAUAGUGGUGCCACCAUGUAAUGCUUUCCUUUCUGAAACAGUCGUGGAGGAAUCCACAUUUCAAGGGCAAUUUUGCGCAAAGCUGCAUUUCCCUUUAGGCCUACAUUCUUUAAGAUGCUGUUCCGUCUUCGUCUUGCUCUGAUGACUAAUUUCCUUAGUUUUGUGGAAUCUCUACUUUAUCAUAAUUGUAUUCACUAAUGCCCUGUUAUUAAUAAAGAAGUCAAGUCCAUCUUAUUGUAUAACUCUUUAACACAUUUAAUCUUAAAAGGGCUUAACAGACCAAAUACUAAGAACUCCCUGAGCAACAUGAGUUCCAGAAGUGAAAUCAUGAUGUAGCUCCUUCAUCAUGUUUUCACUUUGAAUGUUUUGUUUUUUUCUCAAAUUCUGUAAAAUUCAUACUGCAGCCUAUACCUCAAGUCGAAAACUCUUGACAUUUUCAGGUAUGGUUACCAAUAACCAGUGUUGUGCCCGAACGCGUUAAUUGAACGAUUGUUGAUGAACUCGUUCAUAUUUUGGCCGAACGUGAACUGAACGUACUGUAUUACUGCCUGAUUAACGUUACUGUGAACUCUUUCAUUCGGGUGCCUGUGAACGGAACGCUAGCUUAGUUUAACUUCGUUCAAUAUGGGGGUUAUUUGUUUAUCAACACGGCGGAUGCGCGCGCAGAACGCUGUGUUGUUUGACCGGUUGCCAUGGUAAUCCCCGUGUGGUUAAUUUGCAGUUGCGGUGAGUUCAGCUUACUGUCACAUUAAACUGUUAUCAGAAAAUGCGGUUAUAUGCUAUAGACCCUAUAGUAACUUUCGUAUAAAGGCUGGGACGAAUUUCAAAUUAUAAAUAUGUACACUUUAGGUUGAAAUUAUCGCGAUUCCCAUUGAAACGAAUGGCGUGGUGAUUAUUUUUCAAAAUGAGAGCUGUUAAAUUGUGAAAAAUGAAUUAAACUGUAAUCAGACAACGCGGUCAUAUGCUAUAAACCCUAGAGUAUCUGUGGUAUAAAGGCUGAGACGAAUUUCGAAUUAUAAAUAUGUACAAUCCAUAACGUUAGCUCUCUGGCUCAUAGCUCAGCGGACUAGAAUACCUCAUAGAAUCAUUGCUUGUUGGCCGGAAACGAAAAAGGGGGCUGUUUACGUUUGGUUGUAGUCUUUUCACUCGGUUCUCUGUCUC
Messenger RNA from Gadus chalcogrammus (walleye pollock), 4782 nucleotides. Its product is annotated as toll-like receptor 13. The transcript is spliced from 4 exons. Lineage: Eukaryota; Metazoa; Chordata; Actinopteri; Gadiformes; Gadidae. Gene Ontology annotation, biological process: toll-like receptor signaling pathway; immune response; inflammatory response. Gene Ontology annotation, cellular component: membrane. Bases 112 to 3249 code for a protein of 1045 amino acids. Gene Ontology annotation, molecular function: transmembrane signaling receptor activity; protein binding. The record is from RefSeq and is a predicted model, not a curated record.